CCGGCAGAUUCAAGAGCACAGCAGUGCAAGGGCAGUUUAAAAUCAGUCAGCAAAGAUUCCAGAGUGCUGCCCUCUCUGCUUUGAACCGUUUGAAUUUUCUGUCUUCGCCCAGCGUUUCUCUUGUUGCGGUUCGGGCACUCCAGACACUGUGCAAUAUGUCGAAUCAUGAUCAUCUUGAUCCAGGUCUCACGUCUUCCACAUCAUCUCUUUUGACCAGGGUUAUUCUUUCUCAAUCAUAGGACCGAGGACUAAUCAGAAUAGCACCAUGCUUCUCCGUGCGUUAAAACCGGCCUUUAUACUCUUUUGCGAUGUCCGAAUCACAACGGACCUGGAGAAUCUCGCCAUUCUUCGGCGCGUAAAACGUACCCUCACCCAGUUCACGAACUCUCAUCCAUCCAUUGCGAAGCUGAACCGUCUCGAUUUGUUUAUCAAGCUAUGCAUGUCAAUCGAAUCAGAGUCAGCGGAUGCAUUCGAGGCAGUUUGGAAAUUCUGGCCAAUCGAGUACAUAAGAGGGCUGAGUCGGGAACUUUUUCGCAGUGUGGAUCAGGAUAUGGCGUUGAGUCUCCUCAAAAUGGAGCCGUCAUUGGAAUGGUUGGAUAUGGAUUUUAAUGGUAUUUUGGAUGGCAUGGAUAGGCGUUGACUUGCACAUGUCAUCGAGCC
Messenger RNA from Aspergillus wentii DTO 134E9, 660 nucleotides. RefSeq lists its product as uncharacterized. The coding region runs from base 266 to 640 and encodes 124 amino acids. The record is from RefSeq and is a predicted model, not a curated record. The transcript has a single exon. NCBI's taxonomy places the organism in Eukaryota, Fungi, Ascomycota, Eurotiomycetes, Eurotiales, Aspergillaceae.